CACAAAAUUUGUUAUAUUAAUGUGACUCCCUCACAUCUGUUUUGCGAUGUUAUCUGGGGUCAACAGAGACUUGAGUUCUUCAAGCUCUUCUGAUUGAAGAACUUGAGUUGAUAAUGCCUCUUUGAAUUGGUGAACUAACUUAGAAAAUGAGCCAGAAGUAGGCCAAUGAUGCAGUUCAGGCGACUCCACAGGCUAUUGCUCAGGAAGUAGCUAUGUUUGAUCAAACUCAAGCAAUAUUUCUGGAGAUAAUGCAGGCCUAAUGCUCUGUCCUGUUGACUCAGCCUACUGUGGGACUAGAGCCAGAAAUUUUGGACAAGUUGGUAUUGCAACCCCUAUCCAAGUCUCAGACGUGCCCAGUAACUCAUUGUGCACUUAUCGAUUACACACAACGAUGAGUAAUAUAGGGAAAGUACUAAUUUCUAUCAGCGAAUUGAACAGUGGCUCUAUUACAGUGCUGACAGGGAAGGAGGGCGAAGGUGAAUACACUUAUAGUAACAGAAUGGUAGAAGGAAAUGUCAGGAAUUUUACUAUGAAUGAAGACAAUAAUGUUUACAUUGUGUUCGUACCCUCAGCGGUGUCGAAUAAUGCAACUAUCAGACUUGCUUCUUUUGAAAAUUCGAUUAAGAUUUCUGGAAUUAUUUUAAUUCUGGUUGUUAUAGGAAGCAUUGGUUUUGGGGGAUUUCUUUGUAUCAUGUGUAUUUUGACAAGCCGCAAAACAUAUAAGAAAAUAAACCAACGUCGUAGGCUCCUUAGACUCCGUGCACUUCGUGCACGCAGAAGAAACCAACCUCGUGAACCCACGCUCCCAAAUUCAAUUCCAGUACCAGUCAUCGAACAACCUCCUCCAAUCACCCCGAUGCAAUUUUCCAUUGUUGACACCUCCAAACCUCUUUACUCUCCAGUUCCUCCAGCUCCAGUCUACGUUCAACCAUCCCUUUUGCCCAACCAGCCUGUCGCACUGUAUAGUGACCCACAGUACGCUAGAACAGAAUUGGGUCCAGGGAAUCAGUACAUGGUGGCUCCUGAUGCGAGCUUCCCUCCGAUGGCAGCACCUAUGGCACCAGGAGCAUACCAGUGGCAUCAGUAAGCAAAUCAGAGCCGUGCCUGAGGCUGGGUGGUGGCUGGAGGUUUUUGGAUUCUGAU
Messenger RNA from Moneuplotes crassus, 1143 nucleotides. The record is from the annotation of a GenBank genome assembly. Lineage: Eukaryota; Ciliophora; Spirotrichea; Euplotida; Euplotidae.